AUGGAUAAUGAAGUCGCCGUCGGAGGGGUCUUUGCUGGGAGUUCUCAUCCCUCCCGUUCCCGUCGUCGCUAUACAGGGAAGCGAGAUGUCGGAUUUGGCGGCCAAGCGAGCUGGAUUAGCAGCGUCAUCAACCUCCUGAACACAAUCGUGGGUGCCGGUGUCCUAGCCAUGCCUCAUGCUUUAUCACGGAUGGGAAUUACGCUGGGGAUCUUCGUGAUAUUGUGGUCGGGGCUGACCGCUGGCUUUGGACUGUACCUACAGACAAGAUGUGCAGAAUACUUGGAGCGAGGCUCCGCUUCUUUCUUUGCCUUGUCCCAGAUUACAUAUCCGAAUGCAUCUGUUAUUUUUGACGCUGCGAUUGCCAUCAAGUGCUUUGGUGUUGGUGUCAGCUAUCUGAUUAUCAUUGGUGACCUCAUGCCCGGAGUAGUGGAGGGAUUUGUCGGUGACACAACCAUGAGCUUUCUUUUAGACAGGCACUUCUGGGUGACUGCUUUCAUGCUGGUCAUCAUUCCAAUUUCGUUUCUGCGUCGACUAGAUUCGUUGAAAUAUACCAGCGUUGUGGCCCUAAUUUCGAUUGGCUACCUAGUUAUUCUCGUCGUUGCGCACUUCAUAAAGGGAGAUACAAUGGAAAACCGGAGUCCUAUCAGAUUUGUUGAAUGGGAGGGCAUAAUACCGACCUUGCGUGUCUUCCCCGUUAUUGUUUUUGCCUAUACUUGUCACCAGAAUAUGUUUUCUAUUCUUAACGAAAUUUCUAACAACAGUCAUUUCCGAACCACCAGUGUGAUCGCAGCCAGCAUCGGGACUGCCGCGUCCACCUAUAUUCUUGUUGCCAUUACAGGAUACCUAUCUUUCGGCGACGCCAUCCAAGGCAACAUCGUAGGAAUGUACGCCCCAUCUUUGAGUUCGAAUAUUGCCCGUGCUGCUAUUGUCCUCCUCGUGAUGUUUUCUUAUCCUUUGCAGAUGCACCCUUGCCGAGCAUCUGUCGACGCAGUCCUGAAAUGGCGCUGGAAUGGAAAAGGCUCAUCCGGCUCCUCGAAUGUUUCUCCGAACCGUAACCCUCUUUUACCUCGACCAAACAAGGAACCAGAUGGAAUGGGCGACACCCGCUUCGCCGCCAUCACUACUGUCAUUAUUGUGUUGAGCUAUAUCGUUGCUAUGACUGUUUCCUCCCUCGAGACUGUUCUUGCGUAUGUCGGUAGUACCGGAAGCACCAGCAUCAGCUUCAUUCUGCCUGGGCUUUUCUAUUAUAAAAUAUCCUCUCCAGAAUCCGCACUUCAUCAACGACUCAUGAAAGAGGAUGACGAAGCUUGUACAGAGGACCUGGGAAAUGAUUCUGACGACGAAACGGUUGCCGGAAGCGGUCUUCUUGGUGGGAGUGGACUUCUCUCUUCAAGCGGCAUCCUGAGACGCAGCACGAGACACUGGAAACGAGGCCUUCUUCGAAAACUCAGUCUUGCACUGGUGAUAUAUGGCUUUGUCGUGAUGACCGUUUGCCUCGUUACCAAUACCUUCUUCUUGACAUCUGGGAGAAAAUAG
Ophidiomyces ophidiicola is the source of this 1536-nucleotide messenger RNA. RefSeq lists its product as uncharacterized. Gene Ontology annotation, biological process: amino acid transmembrane transport. Gene Ontology annotation, cellular component: fungal-type vacuole membrane. The record is from RefSeq and is a predicted model, not a curated record. Lineage: Eukaryota; Fungi; Ascomycota; Eurotiomycetes; Onygenales; Onygenaceae. Gene Ontology annotation, molecular function: L-arginine transmembrane transporter activity; L-serine transmembrane transporter activity; L-tyrosine transmembrane transporter activity. The transcript has 5 exons. Bases 1 to 1536 code for a protein of 511 amino acids.